AUGCCAGAAGGAAGAUCGCGAGCCGUUAAGUCUCCCAAACCAAAGAAAGGCAAAGCAGCAAAGGCGAAGGCAGAGAAGAAAGUAGCAAAGCUUGAGCAGCCACUGAGUGAACUGACGAAGGACUGGGAUCAUCUACCAAUUGUUGAUAUCGAGGCCUACGUGAACCGAUCCGCUGAGGAGAGGAGGAAAGAGGUCGAAAGCGGAAAAGUGCCUGGCAAAGUCAAGCGCCCAAUGAACUCGUUCAUGUUGUAUAGGAAGGCAUAUCAAGGACGAACAAAAGACUGGUGUCUGCAAAACAACCAUCAGAUCGUUUCGCAGGUUUGCGGCGACAGCUGGCCACUGGAGCCGGAGCAUAUCAAGGAGCAGUACAGCGAGUGGGCUCGAAUUGAGCGAAUCAACCACCAAAACGCGCAUCCAGGAUACAAAUUUUCGCCUAGCAAGCCAGGCGCUUCAAAGGUAAACAAGAGGAAGGUUUCCGAGGAGCCCAUUACUGAGGAAUCCGACUUGGACGACUUUGAGUGGCAAAAUGGCAGCUCGAAAAGAAGUGUGAAGAGGCACCGAGCUUCUCCCAGCAUGCUUCAACACCCUGUCGCGUACCCCACGACCGAUUCGGCCUACCAGUACACAACGAGAGACAACUCAAUGGAGCCAAGUCACAACUUCCAACCGUCUUCGUAUCAAGCCAACAAUCCCGGUCGUCCGCUUCCACCUCAUUAUCAAAUGCCAAAUCAAGGAGAAUACUACCAGCAAAUACUUCGCCGCAACCAGAAUUUCGUAGACACUGAGGAUGUCGUUCUCAAGCGGCAAACAACUCCAGGUCCACAUGCAUAUCUUGGGCUUCCUGGUGGCAGCCAAUUUGAUUUGAUGGGAUACCACCGAUACCAACCAUCUCCAGCACCCGAGUACAAGAUCGAUCCGGCUUUGGGCUUGGAUCAACAAUCCUUCGAUGGAAGCAGCAUGCACGAACAUGGCUUUUCAAGUUCGUACUACAACGAGAGUCAUAACGGUGAUCAUCAGUGGGAGGCUCCAUUCGCAGCUCAAGACCCAGUUCCCUUCAUUGACCCUGCCUUGAGCCACGAUGCUACCCAUAUCCAAGACCCGCAUACUCAUAUUUUGGGAGGCAACCAGGAAGGAUGGCACGUUGAUAGCUUGGAAGACGAUGACCAGUUCAACAAGUGGGUUGAAUAA
Messenger RNA from Cadophora gregata, 1188 nucleotides. RefSeq lists its product as uncharacterized. The record is from RefSeq and is a predicted model, not a curated record. Lineage: Eukaryota; Fungi; Ascomycota; Leotiomycetes; Helotiales; Ploettnerulaceae. The coding region runs from base 1 to 1188 and encodes 395 amino acids. The transcript has a single exon. Gene Ontology annotation, molecular function: DNA-binding transcription factor activity, RNA polymerase II-specific; RNA polymerase II cis-regulatory region sequence-specific DNA binding. Gene Ontology annotation, cellular component: nucleus. Gene Ontology annotation, biological process: regulation of transcription by RNA polymerase II.